Drosophila pseudoobscura is the source of this 2251-nucleotide messenger RNA. RefSeq lists its product as uncharacterized. The transcript has 2 exons. NCBI's taxonomy places the organism in Eukaryota, Metazoa, Arthropoda, Insecta, Diptera, Drosophilidae. The record is from RefSeq and is a predicted model, not a curated record. Bases 380 to 1717 code for a protein of 445 amino acids.
AAAAGACCGACCAGAUCAGGACGGACAGUGAAGACGACCCUGACCGAACCAAUAUACAACAAUCUUGAUUACAACGCAGAUCUACUCAAACCGCCACGACGAUGCUGACACCCCGGAUACACAGAGACGAAACCAAUCAGGAACCCGGAUAUCUUGCGAGGAACGACGCACCGAACGAGGCGUGCGUGGCUGCUCCUCCUGGACACAUCCGCUUCGGGAACCCGGAUAUCUUGCGAGGAACGACGCACCGAACGAGGCGUGCGUGGCUGCUCCUCCUGGACACAUCCGCUUCGGGAACCCGGAUAUCUUGCGAGGAACGACGCACCGAACGAGGCGUGCGUGGCUGCUCCUCCUGGACACAUCCGCUUCAGGAACCCGGAUGUCCUGCGAGGAACGACGCACCGAACGAGGCGUGCGUGGCUGCUUCUCCUGGACCCAUCCGCUUCAGGAACCCGGAUAUCCUGCGAGGAACGACGCACCGAACGAGGCGUGCGUGGCCGCUUCUCCUGGACACAUCCGCUUCCGGGACCCGGACAUCCUUCGAAGAACGACGCACCAAACGAAGCGGGCGUGGCUGUUCCUUCAAGGGCAAACCGCAACCGUGAUUGUACCGAAGGGACCAACCAAGGCCGACAUUUUGGAGAUUCUCAUUAACUCAUCGAAUGCGAGAGACCCCCGCCGUCGGAGAACUACGACAAAAGCCAGGCAGGAGCCCCCAGUCGACUGGGAGAUCAUCGAGGAACUGAUUCUUCGCCCCACUCCACGAGAAUUCCAAGUCCACCCAGAGGUCCUCAGCUGGGAAAAUUUAUGCGGCGACGUCGUAAGCUGGCCCCGCAUCGACCAGAUCAUCGAGGGGCACGAUUCAGACCCCGAUCACGUCAAUAUUACAGGAGACGUGGCCCAGACGUACAGGGACCCAAGCCCUGGCAACGCCGCCAGAGCCACGUUCACCCAUGCUCAGGGCCCCAGCCAGGUCAACCCCGACCAGGUCGCCGAAGAGCACGCGCAGGGCCCUGGACACGCCACCGUAGGAGAAGCAGCCGACUACACCGCUCCGGGUCCGAGCCCCGACGAGGGGGCAGAGGCCAUCACUAUCCCUGACGGGCUGCCAGGUGCCACCGCACGCGGAUACCGCCAGCAAUUCGAGCCGACGGAGUUCGAAAAAGAGGUGCUCCGCUGGGAAGAGCCACCGCUUCCGGCACUCUUCGGGGCCCUUGAUACGCUCAACCUUCUCGAACGGAUAGACGGGUUGGACAUCGCCCCCGAAGAUGCAGGACUACCGGCCGUCAGCAAUUUUGACGCCAUCCUGCGUCCCGAGGACAUCGCCCCCGAAGAUGCAGGACUACCGGCCGUCAGCAACUUUGACGCCAUCCUGCGUCCCGAAGACAUCGCCACCGAAGACGCAGAGCUACCGGACGCCUGCGAUCUGGACGCCAUCCUACAUCCCGAAGGCGGCCGUCCGGAGAUACCAGAAACGUCGACCCCCAACCCAGCCGUUCGUUGGGUGACUGGGGAGGCGGAUUGGAGAGUACGUACGCCCGACGGCCGGCUGCCAGACACCCUGAAAGCCCGGCUCCUGGCACAACUCGUCAACCCGCGGCGUAAAGAUGUCCGAUUCUUGGCAGAGGCGGACAACACCUUCUUCCAGGUCCACAUCAGCAAGACGAGCAAAGUGACUAUUCGCUCACGGGCCCCCCGAAGUAAGGAGAGGGUGUGAGGACCCAUACUGGGACCCUCACAUAGUAACAAGAAUAAUAAUAAUAAUAUUAAUAAUUGGAUUACUCACAACCAUAUGCUAUAGUAGUAAAUAAGCUAGUUAUGUUUUGCAUAGCCGAAAUCCCGCCAAACGGCCAGCUCACACGGAACAACCGCAAAGAAGACGGCGAGGAGAGAGAGCCAUGCUCAGCCGGCAGCAGAGCGGAUCUCUUUCGGAAAAGUCCCGUUGGCCCGAAAACGAGCGCGAGGCGUGGCGAGAACGUCGAGCGACCGUAGCGAGAGAGGGAGUCGAUUCUGGGAAGUGAGCGAAGACGGAACGUCGCGGACAUCGAAGUGAAGAGAAAAAAAAGUGUUGAACGGCCGCGCGCCAGAGAGGAGAGAAAAGCAUGGAGGAGCUGCGGGAACACAGGCGCCGGAUCCGCGGGUGAGCUGGCCGCUGGCCAAGGUAGUAGUAGGAGUAGGAGGGAGUGCGAGGGGAACCAAUCCAAUAAAACUUCGAUCAUAGAAUUAAGAACGCGUUGGCUUCCAUUUAUUU